Dreissena polymorpha is the source of this 2650-nucleotide messenger RNA. RefSeq lists its product as uncharacterized. The coding region runs from base 606 to 2450 and encodes 614 amino acids. Gene Ontology annotation, biological process: signal transduction. The transcript is spliced from 6 exons. Gene Ontology annotation, molecular function: protein binding. Lineage: Eukaryota; Metazoa; Mollusca; Bivalvia; Myida; Dreissenidae. The record is from RefSeq and is a predicted model, not a curated record.
AGAAAAUGGAAAGUUUAAAUCCGGGUUGUUUGAUCUUCGUAUCAGUUGAAUCAAGUGAAAACAGCUAGUAUACGCUAAAUUGAGUGUAUACGCAUGUUUUAUUGGUAAAUCUAUCGGCAUUGAAUAGAAUUGCCAAAAUGUAAAUCAAAAUUGAAGUAAUACCAAUUGGGGAAUUGAAAAGAAAACUUGCGUUUGGUUUUAACCAUGUGACAAACAAUCAAUAACGAGUCAUAUGCAUAUCAGCUAACUGUUUUAUGAACGUUUUUAUCAUUUAAAAACUUUAUGCAAAAUGAUUCUUAAAGUUAUGGACUUAUGAUGGACAUAAUGAAAAUAUUUGCAUACGACAGUGCGCGGAUGCCGUGUGUGCUCGAUGCUUUUGAAGCUAUACCUGUUCAUUAUUACCUGUCAAUCAAGACAUUGGAAUUGAACGUGUGUCUGUAUUGACUGGAAGUGUAAAUUAUGUGUUAUUUAUAAAGGAAACAGAAUGCCUAUUUGUCAGAUGAAGCCAACGUUUACUUAAAGAAGACUUAGAAUCAUUGUUGUCACAAAUUUUGCAGAUUGACGCAGAAGAUGCUAGUAAGCAAGGUAGCCACUUCAGUUUCAAAAUGAGUCGCAGUAAAUCGGCGGGUCCAGGCCCGGUGCCUACCAUCGCGUCCAAGAGCGCAGUAGAGGAAUUGAGAGGCGUCUGCAGAAGACUGGCACCAUACAUCACUCGAAGAUGGCGGGAAGUUUGCGAAGAGCUGGAAGUUGCAGACGACAUUCUGGAUGACCUUGAAGCUCAACAUAAAGGUCACCCAAAAUCAGAGCUUGCCUUUCAUGGCCUGGUCCGGUGGCAAGAAAUGGCGGGAAGGGCAGCGCGCAAAGAGAAAAUCUUAAGUGCCAUUCAAAAUCAGGGGUUGAAACGCGCGGAAGAAGAGUAUCAUUCCAUGGACAAGUCAGUAAGGAAAGUGCCAUUUAUGGGUCGCCCGGAAAUUGCAGCAGCACAACAAACCGUGGUAAACAAGUCGGCCAAGCAAAAAGCGUUUGCCGACCGGCUCUCUCGACCAAAGACGUCGCCAAGCUCGGACCAAGUGCCAGUUCCAACCAUUACCGGGAAACAGACAAAGUCCGUCACCAUGACAAUAAACCCACUCGUUCUGACGGUCACUCCGGCCAAGCCUUCGGACAUAUGCGAAGUAAAGCUAAAGGUCACUGUUAAGGGAAUACAAUACAAGGAUACAGACACCAUAGAACAGACAAGAGAUGGCUUCAAAUCAACCAAAGACGACUACAAACAUCUGUGUCACACAACUGUCAAACUGGUCAUUGGACAUCAAUCGUUUCACAUGCGAGAGUUACGCAAAUUACUGGACUUUCAAGGAAUAUCGGUUCAACGACUUACGAAGCUAGGUUUCAAUAUAAACGUUUAUCUACUUUGUCACCAACUGGGUGCAUUUGAAAUUCUGUAUCAAAUGUACGUCACUGGACGCUUGACAAAAAUUGUACACAGCGCCUUGAUCACCAAGCCAUAUUUGGAGAGGUUGAACGCUCGCAGCAUAGAGCUGUGCGUUGAAAUGGAAGAAGGGCUAUUCAAUAGGUUCCGAGAUAUCCUUAUUCUCAGAAACGCACUGGACAGUGUCGAGGGCAUAACGUCAGCCCAUCCUGUGGACUUAUGCGAUUACUUUAUAACCGAUAUCGACGAAGAACGUUCCGAUACGGGCCAAAGUCCAGAUCCCGAUCUCAUAACUUCAUUUGAAGUGUCGUCUGUUAUAUCCGAUAUGCAUGGAUUUAUUCAAACGAUUUCUAAACGUGUCGAUGAUUUCAGUUCCUCAUUGAAGGAUCUCAUCAUAACAAUACGAAUUUUGAAGAAGGGUGACAACUGUCAGAUCUCAUGUUUACAGGACCUUAUAGACUUCUUACAAUUCUUGCGCAAUAGUGCGAGCGUAGGUCAGAAUGGCAAAACUGAAGUGCUAGAAGAGUAUAUUCGAAUUGUGAACCAAAUACGGUUAAAAGUGCAAGAAAUACACGAAAAGGCUAUUUUCAUAGCCUUUGACGAUAGCUUAAAUACUGAAAUGUGUGAGGCGUUUCACAGAGCGUUAGGCGAUCUGGACGACAUGUUGAAACCGCUGUAUCCGUUUAAAGCAGACGAUCUGCGGUUCGUGAACGCCAAUACGCAAACUGGUUUAGAACAAGAUAUGUUUGGCGGAUUUCUUUGUUUCUUACCAAGGUUGUUGCACGGUUUGUCCGCGCUAGUUAAUUGUUUGACGAAUGACGUGGAUCAUGUUUCUCUUCCUGAUGCAGCAGACGACACUUUUGAAGGCAGCGAUGCAGACAAAGAAAACGUAGACAAAAGUAAAACUGAAAACGUGAAAGAAAUGACGACAACUUUAACCGGCAAAAUGUUUCACGAUACAGCAUUAUUUCAAACUACUGCCAGUGUAAAUUACGUCGACACAUGGGCAGCUAUUUAGACUAAUAUUACUGCAACUUACUCAUAUUUCAAAUAAGCGCGGAUUAGAAGGAAUGGAACGAUAUUAUGAUCUGUUACAGAAUGACGUAAAGGAGUACUUUAUUAAUGAGUACUUAAAACAAUCUUGUACAAAAUAUUUUUUAGUAAUUCUGUUGAAUGAAAAUAUAUCAUAUAUAUAUUGUACAACAAUAAAAUGUAUAG